AUGGGACCCUGCAGCGACUCCCGCGUGGGGCCCCCGGAGGCUGAGUUGCCCUCCCAGCCCCCCAAGAGGAGGAAGAAGAUAUACCUGCGGCAUGACAAGCCCCCCUACACCUACUUGGCCAUGAUCGCCUUGGUGAUUCAGGCCGCACCCUCCCGCAGGCUGAAGCUGGCCCAGAUCAUCCGUCAGGUCCAGGCCAUGUUCCCCUUCUUCAGGGACGACUACGAAGGCUGGAAGGACUCCAUCCGCCACAACCUCUCCUCUAACCGAUGCUUCCGAAAGGUGCCCAAGGACCCAGCGAAGCCCCAGGCCAAAGGCAACUUCUGGGCAGUUGACGUGAGCCUGAUCCCGGCGGAGGCGCUGCGGCUGCAGAACACUGCCCUGUGCCGGCGCUGGCAGAACGGGGGUGCGCGCAGAGCCUUCGCCAAGGACCUGGGCCCCUACGUGCUGCAUGGCCGGCCCUACCGGCCUCCCAUUCCCCCGCCACCGCCGCCCAGCGAGGGCUUCAGCAUUAAGUCCCUGCUUGGGGACCUGGGGGAGGGGGCACCCUGGCACCAACUGGCGCCACAGAGCAGCUCAGCUUCGGUGGGCACAGGGUGCAGUAUGGAGGAGGCCGUGACCACCCCAACCCUGCACGUCUCUGAGAGUCCUCUGUGGCCCGUGUACCCGCUCCCUGGGCCCACGAGGGUGGAGAGGGAGACUUCACAGGGGGGGAACAUCAGGCCUGCAUCCCUCUCCCCAGAGCCCAGGGCCUGGCCCCUCCACUUACUGCAGGGUACCUCACAUGCUGGGGAAUUGCCCAGCAGGGGACACAGGGCCUCACUUUGGGGGCAGCUGCCCACCUCCUACUUGCCCAUCUACACCCCCAACGUGGUAAUGCCCUUGGCCCCACUACCACCCACCUCCUGUCCCCAGUGCCCACCUUCAACCAGCCCAGCCUACUGGAGGGCGGCCCCUGAAACCCAAAGGCCCCCGGGGCUGCUCUGGGAUCUAGACAGUCUUUUCCAGGGAGUUCCACCCAACAAGAGCAUCUAUGAUGUGUGGGUCAGCCACCCUCGGGACCUGGCUGCCCCUGCUCCAGGCUGGCUGCUCUCCUGGUACAGCUUGUGA
Messenger RNA from Cynocephalus volans (Philippine flying lemur), 1107 nucleotides. RefSeq names its product forkhead box H1 (gene FOXH1). Gene Ontology annotation, molecular function: DNA-binding transcription activator activity, RNA polymerase II-specific; transcription cis-regulatory region binding. Gene Ontology annotation, cellular component: activin responsive factor complex. Gene Ontology annotation, biological process: transforming growth factor beta receptor signaling pathway; positive regulation of transcription by RNA polymerase II. The record is from RefSeq and is a predicted model, not a curated record. The coding region runs from base 1 to 1107 and encodes 368 amino acids. The transcript is spliced from 3 exons. Lineage: Eukaryota; Metazoa; Chordata; Mammalia; Dermoptera; Cynocephalidae.